Penicilliopsis zonata CBS 506.65 is the source of this 810-nucleotide messenger RNA. RefSeq lists its product as hypothetical. The record is from RefSeq and is a predicted model, not a curated record. Gene Ontology annotation, molecular function: SNARE binding; SNAP receptor activity. Bases 1 to 810 code for a protein of 269 amino acids. The transcript has 3 exons. Lineage: Eukaryota; Fungi; Ascomycota; Eurotiomycetes; Eurotiales; Aspergillaceae. Gene Ontology annotation, biological process: intracellular protein transport; vesicle fusion; exocytosis. Gene Ontology annotation, cellular component: SNARE complex; plasma membrane; endomembrane system.
AUGAACAACGGUUCCAACCAGCAGCAGGGAGGUGCCACGGCAAUUCUGAACCUGUGCCGACGCAUCAACGAGGAUCUGCAGGGCAUCCGCCAGAAGCGCGAGGGACAGUUGGUCGCGUUACAGAAUGCGCUGCUAGACUCCAGCACCGGCAAGGAAGACCAGGAGAUCCGCCAGAACCUCGACUACAUGGAGCAGGAGAUCAAGAAUGGGUUCGAGGCUUUGCGCGAGAAGCUCAAGAAGGCCAAGCAGACGCCCGGCUCUGGUGACUCGCGCGUGCAGACUCAGAUUGACCUCGCGAGCCGCAAUAUCCAGCAGGAGAUUGAGCAGUACCGCAAGGCGCAGGUGGACUUCAAGGCCCGCCUCAAGGACCAGGUGCAGAGGCGGUACGAGAUUGCCAACCCGGAGGCCAGCCCAGAGGAAGUGCGCCAGGGUGUGGAGAUGGUAUUAAUGGGCCAAGAGCAGAGCUUCCAGGUCUCUGGCAACCGCACCCGACAGGCGAAUGAUGCGAAGAAGGCUGCUAUGGAGCGCUCAUUGGCAAUCCGCAAGAUCGAACAGGACAUGGAGGAACUGGUCAAUCUCUCCAAGGAGAUUGGUCAGCUGGUUCUACAGCAGGAGACUGCGGUCGAGCAGAUCAACGAAGACGCCGGCAACGUCGCCACAAAUGUGCAGAUCGCCAACAAGCAGCUGGACAGCGCCAUCGUCAGCGCACGGAACGCCCGAAAGUGGAAGUGGUACGCACUGGGUAUCAUCGUCCUCAUCAUCAUUAUCAUCAUCAUUAUCGUCGUUGUUGUCAAGGAGGUCGAGAAAUGA